Messenger RNA from Chenopodium quinoa (quinoa), 4601 nucleotides. RefSeq names its product LEAF RUST 10 DISEASE-RESISTANCE LOCUS RECEPTOR-LIKE PROTEIN KINASE-like 1.2. Gene Ontology annotation, biological process: protein phosphorylation. The record is from RefSeq and is a predicted model, not a curated record. The transcript has 4 exons. Gene Ontology annotation, molecular function: polysaccharide binding; ATP binding; protein kinase activity. Lineage: Eukaryota; Viridiplantae; Streptophyta; Magnoliopsida; Caryophyllales; Amaranthaceae. Bases 1745 to 3745 code for a protein of 666 amino acids.
UGCGUGUGCGUGUGUAUGUGUAUGUGGUGGAAGUGCAAUGUGCAAUGUGCUAUGAAGAGUUUGAGGCAAUGAAGUUAGGAUUUUGUUGCAAAUUUGAUUAGAAGGGAAUCUAAGGGGGUAAUGAUGGUGAGGAAUGAUGUAGUCUGUCUUUGAUUUAAGUUGUAUGUAUAUAUAUGUGGUGGUUAUGCUAUUUUUGUCAAUUUUUGAUGUUUUGUUUGCGGUCUUUGUUAUUGGAAUUAAUAUUUCCUAGAAAGGCUACAGCUUAUUUAAGAAUACUUUGGACUUGUUUUGUUGCUUAGUUAUCUCCGGAUUUCUUGGACAACUCUGAGUUAAUUGCUCAUUAAAUUCAGUUCAAAGGAUUCCCGAAUCAUAAGGUAUUAUGUUUGGAGGAUACUACUUUGUAUGGUCAAGCUAAUAGUCAUCCUUAACAUCUCAAAGGUCAGUAAAAUGAAAGCAUCAUGAGCUGCUGCCUGACUUUUCUGAGCUCCUAUGUUAGUCCUUGACUUCGACCUUUCAAUUGGCAUUAUUCAAAAAGCCAGCAUUUUAUGCACUUUUUUGGCAGUCCCAUUAUAGUGCCCAUUUUCGGCCUCCUCUCUGUCCUUUGCAAUCUCACUCAAACCCAUCUUUCACGUUUGUGUCUAUCUGCAAAGGUUAGCCUAAUAUUCACCUUUAACUCUACUGUUAUGAAUUAUGUAUGCUAAGUAAAUGCUGAGAAAUGGCUACCCUGAUUUAUAAUUCACUGAAGCAGAAAUAAUAACAAGACCUUUAGAGUAACUUGUGAAUGGUGAUGCUACAUCAUUACAGAAAUUGUAUGAUGAGUGUAAGUCUUUAACUGAUCUGCCUUCCUAAAACAUGUUCCUUCAGUCCUCAACAUUACUCUGACAGCAGGAGAUAUUAUCACUUUGCUACGAAAUUUUCACAAAAUAAGUAACCACACGACUUCAUAGAAAAAGUAAGGAGAUUUCAAUCAUUUCUUGCUUCCAUGAGCACCAAUAUAGGGUAAAUUUUAUUGCUUACGAGCAGUAAAAUAGCGUCCAGAGUUGGGUAGUUGACUCUGUAGAUCUGUCCUUAUGCAACCGUAUUCUUAUCUGACUGACCAAAGAGGUAGUUCAUCAUGCAACAUGCAAAUCAGAAUUUUGAUAGGGACCAACUGUCUUAUUUUAUGCCUUAUCUUUGUAAUGAAAGGGUAAAAAUUUCAGAGUUGCUGAAGUCAUUUUGCAUAAAUAAAUUUAAAGUCUUAAUCAAUCAUAAAUGAUCUUAAUUAGGACUUUUUAAAAUUUCAUAACCAGUUGUUGACCAGAUUAAUCUUAUCAUAGCUAAUAGUCUCAGUCAGAAAAGUGCUUGUUUAUAGAAAUUUUCAUCCCACAUUCUCACUUGUUGUCUUAAUAGAACUUGUCUAAUCAACUAUUAAAGGAGGCUCAAUACUUAGCUACCCUGGUAAAUUUCCCUAAUCCACACACAACAACUUACUUGAUGCAUCGUUCCAAUUUUAGACACGGUACCAGCUGUUUUUUUUUUUUCGCUGAAAUGAAAAGAAUCAGAGUAGUUAUUACUAAUAAAUUAGCAAAAUCAGAUUAGUAAGUAGCAGGUUUUGAAUGGUUAUUAAAAGUCAAAUUGAAAAAGAAUACCAACUUUAAAGACUUGACUAUAAACUCCCAUAUAUUUUGAAGCUCAUUCUCUCUUUUUACAUUGCACCUUGUCCAUUCCUUCUAUCCAAGCAGCCCACUCGGAUUUAUUUCCAAAAAUGAAUCUAUUCUACAAGCUGAGUAGCCUAUUCAUCUCAAUCCUCUCCUUUCUAAUGUAUCGUUCUUUGGCUUUAGAUCAUUAUUUUAAAGACUGUAAGCCUAUAGUUUGUGGAAGCAUUACCAUCUCUUACCCUUUCUACAUUUUAGGCCUACAGAAAUCCUACUGUGGCCAACAGGGUUUCGAAGUCACUUGUAAUAGCAAGAGUCAUUUAAUCAUUAAUCUCUCCAAUGAUACAUAUGCUAUUCAAGAAAUUUCUUAUGAAUAUCAAUCCAUGAAUAUUCUAAACACUGCCUUUAUUGAUGCUUCUUUCAAUUGCACUCUCGGUAUUCAUAGCUUCACCUUGGAUGAGAAUAGAUUCAAGUUUGCUUGUAUACAUAGUGAGGUAUUCUUGUUGCAAGAUUGCAACAAUAAAGUAAAAAGCAGCAUAGGAGAAUAUAAAGAAGAGUCAUGCAUAUCUAAUAAUAAAAGUAGUGGAAAUCUUAUUGGCAUAUAUGCACAAGGUAGAAAUUUGAGUCAAUUUGCUGGCAAGUGCAAAAAAGUAGUGUCAGUGCCAUAUGAAGGACGGAAUUUAACUGAUAUUGAUGGUGCUAUAAGAAACGGGGUUCAGCUGAAAUGGAAUGCUACUAGUUGUGUAGAGUGUGCUAAAAGCGGAGGUAGAUGUGGAUAUCAUUAUGAAACUAGUUUACAAAUGCAGUGUUUCUGUCCUCAUGGUGUUUAUCCUCAUAAAUGUCCGAAGAAGGUUCAGUUGCAACUAAUUUUGGGAUUAGGCAUUGGAGGGGUUGUGCUUGUGUUUCUAGCACUUCUAGCUGUCUGGCACCGUAAGAAGCUGAAAUUUGGUCACCCAAAAUAUGUGAGUCGGAGUGUGUCCCUUGAUCGGAGUGCAUCAGACCUUGAAAGGGGAAGCGUGUACUUUGGCAUUCCACUUUUCACCUACACUGAAUUAAUAGAAGCCACUGACAAUUUCAGUGAGUCUAGAGAGCUUGGUGAUGGAGGCUUCGGAAUAGUUUAUUAUGGAAAGCUAAAAGAUGGUAGGGAAGUAGCAGUAAAGCGGCUGUAUGAAAAGAGCUUCAGAAGGGUGGAACAGUUCAUGAAUGAAAUUCAGAUACUCACGCGUCUGAGACACCAAAACCUUGUAACUCUUUAUGGAUGCACUUCCCAGCACUGCAGGGAGUUACUGCUUGUGUAUGAGUAUGUGGAAAAUGGGACUGUGGCAGAUCAUCUGUUUGGUGAAAAGGCAAAACCCGGAUCACUCACAUGGCCCAUCCGCCUCAGAAUUGCCAUUGAAACAGCAAGUGCACUUUCAUACCUUCAUGCUUCUGAUAUCAUUCAUCGUGAUGUCAAAACUAGCAACAUUCUCCUUGACAGCAGUUUUAAAGUUAGGGUGGCUGAUUUCGGACUUUCUAGACUCUUUCCUACUGAUGUAACUCAUGUCUCAACAGCACCACAGGGGACUCCUGGGUACCUAGACCCGGAGUAUCACCAAUGUUAUCAGCUAACUGAUAGAAGUGAUGUUUACAGCUUUGGGGUUGUUCUCAUUGAGCUUAUUUCUUCUUUGCCUGCAAUUGACUUAGAGAGGAAUAGAAGUGAGAUCAACUUGUCUAACUACGCGAUGAACAGGAUCCAACGAUGUGCAUUUGAUGAGUUGGUAGACCCGAAACUAGGCUUUGCCUCAGAUUUCAAGGUUAAGAGGAUGACUACUUUAGUGGCAGAGCUCGCAUUCCAGUGCUUACAACAUGACAAGGAAUUCAGACCAUCUAUGGAUGAGAUUUUGGAGUCACUGAAUAGGAUAGAGAGUUCCGAUUAUGAUGCUUUGCAGGAAGAAGAGAUGGCUAAUGAUACUGGGGAAGUGGUAAAAACACAAAGUAGUUGUCCACCAUCUUCAUCUAUAGAUGAUGAUCAUGCACAGUUGUUAAAUACUCGUCAGCUGCAUCCGCCUUCUCCAAUUUCUGUAAUGGAUAAAUGGGACAGUAGAUCCACUAUACAAAGCAAAGACAAGUAAGUUGAUGUUUUACGUUUAUUAUUUUUUUGGAAAAACACAUUGUUAAGCAAUUAAAAUGAUAAAGAGGAACCUUUUGGCACCUCAAGCUCUAGGUAGUUUGAAACCAUGAAAUCGUGUUUUUACUCGAACAAUGGUCCAUAUCUGACUACGUACUAUGCACAUAUUGGAAUUUUUGAUGUAAGAAAUGUAUAGAGGAGAUUAAUCCAUAUUCUGCAGUACUGUUUUAAAUCUCAGUGAACUGUGUUUAGAGCUCACUGUUAUUUGGAGAAUGCUUCUUGAAAAUUGUCUAACACCUUGCAAUAUCUUAAACUGAUGUAUCACAAAAUUAUCAUUAUGAUUUCUCUGUUUUUUAUUUUUUUUUUUCUUCUUAAGAAAGUAAGUAGUCUAAGUACUACAGUAUGUAACAUAUUAGAAAUUAUAUCAGUUUAGAUUAGGUGCAAGUUCAUAUCAUAUGUUGCAGGUGACUCAGACUACGUCUAUGUAAAUGACUGAAAGCAGUGUUCUCAGACUGCAAGUAAGUGGUUCAGCAGUCAGGACAUAAUAGCCUAACGCCAGCAGCUUACAGAUAAGAUCGAUUUUUUGUCAGUUUGGGUAGCGUUGGUGCAGAUGCUAACUUGCAGUUCACUAGUAGAGCCAUGGAAAUUGGCCUCACAUAUAUAUGAUUUAAGUUACCACAGGUAGUUCAUAACUGAUUGACUGGUGUUGGUUUCGGCGUUCUGAAUGACAGAAUUCAAAGCUUCAAAGGGAGUUUUUAAAGUGGUGGAAUGAGCACUGAUCAAAGAGCAGGUAUAAAAUAAUUGUUCACCAUGACUCUCUCCGUCCCUAAAGAAUAAACAAUAAUUUUGUUAAGUUGUCA